This is a messenger RNA of Fusarium venenatum, 1302 nucleotides long. RefSeq lists its product as uncharacterized. The record is from RefSeq and is a predicted model, not a curated record. Gene Ontology annotation, biological process: protein refolding; response to heat. NCBI's taxonomy places the organism in Eukaryota, Fungi, Ascomycota, Sordariomycetes, Hypocreales, Nectriaceae. Gene Ontology annotation, molecular function: Hsp70 protein binding; ATP binding. Gene Ontology annotation, cellular component: nucleus; cytoplasm; cytosol.
AUGGAUGAUCCUUUCAACGCUGGCUCUCCGGGACCGGAAGAAGUUGAUCUCUACGAACUCCUCGAAAUCGACAGAACCGCAUCACCGGAUCAGAUAAAGAAGGCUUACCGAAAGGCCGCUCUCAAGUACCACCCAGACAAGGUUGCCGAGGAGCACCGAGAAGAGUCAGAAGCCAAGUUCAAGGAAGUUACACAAGCCUACGAAAUCCUUAGCGAUGAGCAGAAGCGCGAGCUCUACGACGUCCACGGCAUGGCCGCCUUCGACAAGUCCCGCGGUGGCCCCGGUGGCCCCGAGGUCGACCUCAACGAUAUCCUUUCCCAGAUGUUCGGUUUCGGCAUGGGUCCUGGUGGUCCUGGAGGUCCUGGCGGCCCCGGCGGACCUCGUCGACCCAGACGUGGCCCUGACGAGGAGCAAGAGUACAAGGUGACACUGGAGGAGCUUUACCGUGGCAAGACUGUCAAGUUUGCCGCCAACAAGCAGGUACUCUGCGGCCAGUGCAAGGGUUCCGGGGGCAAGGAGAAAGCCAAGGCUGCGUCUUGCGAGCGUUGCAAGGGUAACGGUAUCGUCGAGGCCUUCCGACAGAUCGGCCCCGGCAUGAUGCGACGCGAGACUGUUCUUUGCGACCACUGCCAGGGCGCCGGCCAGGUUUUCAAGGAAAAGGACCGAUGUAAGAAGUGCAAGGGCAAGCGAACAAGCCAAGAAAAGAAGGUUCUCGAGAUCUACAUUCCCCGAGGAUCCAUGCAGGGCGAGCGCAUCGUUCUUGAAGGCGAGGCCGAUCAGCACCCGGACCAGACGCCCGGUGAUAUCGUCUUCACGUUGGUCGAAGAGCCCCAUGAUGUCUUCACCCGCAUCGGCCACGAUUUGUCUGCCGAGCUGACUGUGACGCUUGGCGAGGCUUUAUCGGGCUUCUCCCGCACAGUCUUCAAGCACCUCGAUGGACGAGGUAUCCAUAUCGAACGCCCUCGUGGCAAGAUUCUGCGACCAGACGACUGCCUCAAGAUUCCUGGUGAGGGUAUGCCCAUGAAGCGUGGCGAGGCCAAGGGCGACUUGUACCUUAUUGUCAAGGUUGAGUUCCCUGAGGAUGGAUGGCUAAAGAAUGACUCCGAGUACGAGGCUCUGCAGAAGAUGCUGCCCGCUGCUCCGGCCAACGUUGAGGCCGACGAGGUCGACGAGGUUGAGUAUGAGGACGAUGCCGACAUUGAGAAGAUGGGCGAAAACUCAGGCGACGGCCGAUUCGGUGCUGACUGGGAAGACGAUGACGACGAUAUGGGCGACGGUCAACCUCAGUGCCAGACACAGUGA